AUAUUUUUUUUUUACUUGCUUUCCACUUUGACAGCCCACCUUCCUUAAUUUCUCUGGAUUACCUUUACCUUUGGUAUUUCUGGAUAUUUUUGAUAACAAGAAAAAAUAAAAUUGUUAUGGUACAAUGGGUCUCGAAAAUUCUAGGAUUUACUGGCAAAAUAAUAAUGUACGGUUGUGUAACUCAUUGCACCUUCGAGUAUUUGGGUGACUUUGUCGUUUGCAAUGGUCCAUCCAUGCAACCAACUCUUUAUUCAGAUGACAUCCUCCUUACCGAACGAAUAUCACCAAGACUAUCAAAUAUUUCCAAAGGUGACAUUAUUAUCGCCAAAUGUCCUACAAAUUCCAGUGUUCACAUCUGCAAACGGGUAAUUGGCAAAGCUGGCGACAAAAUCAGUGUCCAAUUACCUGCCAAUUCGGGAAUGCUCAAUGACGAAGGCAUGAAAGCAAUCGCCAUUCGAGAGAAUGUUUAUGAAGAUGGCAAAAAAGGGAAACCAAUUGUAACUUAUGUGCCGAGGGGACAUGUUUGGUUGGAAGGAGACAAUCAAUCAAAUAGCACCGAUUCAAGAUCAUACGGACCGGUGCCGGAGGGUCUAAUUAAGAGCAGAGUUUUGUGUAGGCUUUGGCCAGUUAAUAAAAUUACAUUGCUUACAUAAAGUUCAAAGAA
Episyrphus balteatus (marmalade hoverfly) is the source of this 664-nucleotide messenger RNA. RefSeq names its product mitochondrial inner membrane protease subunit 1. The record is from RefSeq and is a predicted model, not a curated record. NCBI's taxonomy places the organism in Eukaryota, Metazoa, Arthropoda, Insecta, Diptera, Syrphidae. Gene Ontology annotation, molecular function: serine-type endopeptidase activity. Gene Ontology annotation, cellular component: mitochondrial inner membrane peptidase complex; membrane. Bases 117 to 653 code for a protein of 178 amino acids. The transcript has 2 exons.